GUUGUGAGGUUCUCAUUGGUUUUGUUGAAAUCGCCCAACUGGAAAAAAAUAUUGGGAAACAAACAUCAAACUCCUUUUUUGAUAUUUAUCCACAAAAAGUAAACUUCCGAACGGAAAAGGAGCUUUAAUAAUAUCUUUGAUAUCUUAAUUAAAGUAAAAAUAGUCUACUUUGUGUGAAAUAUUGGAUCAAGUCAUAAUAAAAUCGAAGUGUUAAGAAAGUGUCUUGAAACCAAGCAGCAACAGAACAAGUCAAGAUGUCGAAUCUUGUUGAGAGCCUUCAGACGUGCAUGUGGUUUGAUGUUAACGUCAUUUCACGUCGAAAUCUUUUAUCAGCUGUGGUAUCGUCAAUAAUGUUUUUCGGUGCUUGGUGGAUUAUCAUCGCAAUCGCUGCAACAGCUGAUAAAGAUGAAACUCCUUCAUUCAGUUACUACAUUUGUGGCAUACUCGGCACACUUUCUUUAAUCAUGGUGAAUACCGUGAGUAAUGAAAUGCUUAAUGGCACCGGCUAUGAAGGUGGAAUCUGUUCGACCCACGGUGUUAAAAUCUGGCUAUUUACUGGAUUCGUCCUUGGUUUUGCGUCCGUCAUUGCAAGCGUGUGGCUUCUUGUCUCUGAAUUUACUGAUAAACUUCACAUCCAAGGCAUUGGAAUUGUCUUACAAAACUUUUUCAUACUUUUUGCAUCAUUAAUUUAUAAGUUUGGAAGGAAUGAAGAAGGAACAUUCGGUGGAUUUUAAAAUCCAUUAAAUAAUAGAAAUACCAUUGUAAUCUCUCGGAAAGUCUCGUGAACUUUGACUUUCAAAAGUGAAUUAAAAAAUCAAGUUCACGACCAAAAAUGAUGUUCCGCUGCUGAUCGCUGACAAAAUAACUUCAGCUUCAUAAUUUAACCUUUUCUACAUGAAAAAUCCUUCUUUGAAAUCAUUCUAGUGCUUAAUCCCUAUUAAAAUAAAUGAAAGUUGAUAUCCAGAACAAUUUUUCUGGACGAGAGAAUAAAAUUAAUUCAUUUGAAAAUGAACAAGAAAAAGAGAAUAAACAUUUUUAUUUAAAACAUUUUAAAAAAUAUUAAAAUAAAAUAAAUUAGAUGGAAUGUGAAAAGAUAA
Molecule: messenger RNA, 1097 nt
Organism: Clunio marinus
Lineage: Eukaryota; Metazoa; Arthropoda; Insecta; Diptera; Chironomidae
Source: the annotation of a GenBank genome assembly